Messenger RNA from Chlorocebus sabaeus (green monkey), 994 nucleotides. Its product is annotated as olfactory receptor 5T3. Gene Ontology annotation, cellular component: membrane. The record is from RefSeq and is a predicted model, not a curated record. NCBI's taxonomy places the organism in Eukaryota, Metazoa, Chordata, Mammalia, Primates, Cercopithecidae. Gene Ontology annotation, biological process: G protein-coupled receptor signaling pathway. Gene Ontology annotation, molecular function: G protein-coupled receptor activity; olfactory receptor activity.
AAUCUGUAAGUAAAAACUGAAAUGAACAAGUUGUCAUCAGGUUUGGAUACAUACAAGAUUCCACUGAAGAACAAGACUGAAGUCACCAGGUUUAUAUUGACAGGCUUCACAGAUGAUUUUGAGCUGCAAGUCUUCCUAUUUUUACUAUUUCUUGCAAUCUAUCUCUUUACCUUGAUAGGCAAUUUAGGGCUGGUUGUAUUGGUCAUUGAGGAUCCCUGGCUCCACAACCCCAUGUAUUAUUUUAUUAGUGUUUUAUCAUUCUUGGAUGCCUGCUAUUCUACAGUUGUCACUCCAAAAAUGUUGGUCAAUUUCCUGGCAAAAAAUAAAUCUAUUUCAUUUAUUGGAUGUGCAACACAGAUGCUUCUUUUUGUUACUUUUGGAACCACAGAAUGCUUUCUCUUGGCUGCAAUGGCUUAUGAUCGCUAUGUAGCCAUCUACAACCCUCUUCUGUAUUCAGUGAGCAUGUCACCCAGAGUCUACGUGCCACUCAUCACUGCUUCCUACGUUGCUGGCAUUUUACAUGCUACUAUCCAUACAGUGGCUACAUUUAAACUGUCCUUCUGUAGAUCCAAUGAAAUUAGGCAUGUCUUUUGUGAUAUUCCUCCUCUCCUUGCUAUUUCUUGUUCUGACAGUCACACAAACCAGCUUCUACUCUUCUACUUUGUGGGCUCUAUUGAGAUAGUCACUAUCCUGAUUGUCCUGAUCUCCUAUGGUUUCAUUCUGUUGGCCAUUCUGAAGAUGCAUUCUGCUGUGGGAAGGCAAAAGGCAUUCUCUACAUGUGGCUCUCACCUAACUGGAGUGACAAUUUAUCAUGGAACAAUUCUCUUCAGUUAUAUGAGACCAAGUUCCAGCUAUGCUUCAGACCAUGACAUCGUAGUGUCAAUAUUUUACACCAUUGUGAUUCCCAUGCUGAAUCCCAUCAUCUAUAGUUUGAGGAACAAAGAUGUGAAAAAGGCAAUGAAAAAAAUGUUGAAAUUGGUUUACACAUGAAGAA